This is a messenger RNA of Necator americanus (New World hookworm), 498 nucleotides long. RefSeq lists its product as uncharacterized. The record is from RefSeq and is a predicted model, not a curated record. The transcript has 3 exons. NCBI's taxonomy places the organism in Eukaryota, Metazoa, Nematoda, Chromadorea, Rhabditida, Ancylostomatidae. The coding region runs from base 1 to 498 and encodes 165 amino acids.
AUGGUAUUAGCAAUAUCGGGGUGCUCCUUCCCUGAACUUGAGUACGCCGACGAUGUUGUCAUAUUCGCGAAAAGCAGUAAGAAACUUCAGCAUGUUGUCAACCUUGUAUCGAAGUCUACCGAAGCUAUACCUAUCGAACCUGGCUGCAGCCUACGGAAUAGGGUAUGCCACAAUGAGGAUCUUUACGCGGAAACCGAUGUGGUGUUCCGGCAGAUAACACUUGGAAGAUAUGAACAUCUUGCACCACAAUCGAAAGUGUCUACAGAAGAUCGUCUUGGUUUCUUCGAAACGGAAAAGACUAGAAUGACGAUCUCUGCUUAUAACGCUCGACCGCUUGCAUCGGAUGCGGCCGUUGAAGAUCUGAUUAUGCAAGCUAGGAGGUUUAAGUACGACGUCAUCGGACUAACCGAGAUGAGGCGACACCACCCACUGAACGCCGUGUAUGUCACUGGAGAAGAACUGUUUUUUGGUGCAUGCGACAGUAGAGGAGUCGGGUGA